AGAGCCUCCGAAUCGAUACGACGCGCGUCACGUGCCGGCGACCGCGACCAAUAGCCGCGCUCGGGCGGCCGCGGGGCGCCGCGGGGGGGCGCCGCGGGGGGCGGCACUCUCCGCCGACCGCCAGUACACGAGGAGCAUCGCGCGGGACGGACGUACGCCGCGAGCGCUCCCCACUAUACGAGUUUCACCGAAAACCGGUCCGAUGCAUCGUGACAUGUUAUAGUGUGCAGUGACGCCGCUAUGAGUACGUGGACGGAGGACGUGAUGUCCUGGCGGGACGAGCGGCUCGGACUCACCGAACUGAGGGAGCCGACUACGAACAGAAGGAAACAACGCAGUGCGCCUUACAGACUACAUCGGCCACACUUGCCCGUGCCUCACGUGCCCGAGCCACCACCGGAGCCUCAGGGAACACACAUCUCAAGGUUGUACCCGGAACUGUUAGCUCUCAUAUUCGAAAGGUUGCCCGUGCGGGACAGAGGCCGCGCGGCACAAGUUUGCCGCGCGUGGAGGGACGCAGCUGAUCGGCGGUCCGUGUGGCGCGGAGUGGAGGCCGCGCUGCACCUCCGCAGGCCCGCGCCCGUGCUGUUCGCGUCGCUGGCCAGGCGAGGCGUGCGCAAGCUGCAGGUGCUGUCGCUGCGCCGCGGCCUCAGGGAUGCCGUGGCGGCGCUGCCAGGCCUCGAGUCGCUGUCGCUCAGCGGGUGCUACAGCGUGACCGAUGCAGCCCUAGCAAGCGCAUUCGCAGCGGAACUACCAGCACUGCGGAGACUAGACCUGUCCCUGUGCAAGCAAGUGACGGACUCAUCGCUCGGAAGAAUAGCACAGUCGCUGAAAAACUUAGAAGAGUUAGAACUGGGCGGCUGUUGCAACAUUACAGAUACGGGACUCUUGCUUAUCGCGUGGGGCCUCAGGAAACUGCGUCACUUGAACUUGCGAUCAUGUUGGCACGUCAACGAUGCGGGGAUAGCGCAUCUGUGCGGCGGCGGAGAGGCGCGAGGGACUCCAGAGCUCGAGUACUUGGGACUACAAGACUGCCAAAGGUUGACAGAUGAAGCGUUGAAGCACGCAGCUACAGGUCUUCCUAAACUCAAAUCCAUAAACCUUUCGUUCUGCGUCGCCGUGACAGACGCGGGCCUGAGGCAUCUAGCGCGGCUGCCCUACCUCGAGGAUGUGAACCUGCGCGCCUGCGACGGCAUCUCGGACGCGGGGCUGGCGCACCUGGCGGAGAGCGGGCGGCUGCGGUCGCUGGACGUGUCGUUCUGUGAUAAGGUCGGCGACGAGGCGCUGUCGCACGCGACGCUGGGCCUGUCGGGGCUGCGCUCGCUGUCGCUGAGCGCCUGCCGCCUGACGGACGAGGGCCUGGAGCGGGUCGCCAGGCUAUCACAGCUAGAAACGCUAAAUUUAGGCCAGUGCACGAAGGUGACUGACAGAGGGCUGCGCGCGCUCGGCGACGGCCUCCUCAAUCUGAGAGCGAUAGACUUGUACGGGUGUACGUGUAUCACUCCGCAAGGCUUGGACCACAUCGUGAAGUUGCCUCGGCUUAGUAUACUUAACCUCGGACUGUGGCAUGUGCGGUGACCACACACACACUAGGUAGUGUCUGUGCGCGCGUGUGUGAGUGCGACGGCCAUGUUGAAGUGAAGGAGCGCCAAGGUUGUAGGUAUACUCUGGACAGUGAAUAAAAGAAUUAACCAAUUUUAAGAUAUUAACUAUCGAAUUAUUAUUUAGGAUAUGGGGGCGGCUUUCUGUUUACAUGUUUCUGUUUCCUGAUCGGUUGUGUUGUUUGUUGUGUCGACUUCAUCUGUGUUAAUUGAAAGACAAGUUUUUGGUUAAGUUUCUCGACGAAAGUUGCCCCAAUACCUAGUCGCAAUGUUGAGCCAGGCCUUUUUCAAUGUUCUCGUUUUACUUCUGUUUUAUUGUCUACUGUACUUUGUUGUUUUACACGAUUCUGUUACAUCUUCCACUUUGUUAAUAUCUAAAGUUUCCCAAUGUUUGAAAAGGUCUGGUUUAUUAAAAUAAUUUGCUCCAUUAGUUAGGUAGGUAUUUAGCCAUUCUUCAAAUUUAUUAAUGUUUUUAAUUCGAUCUUAUACGUGAACCUAGGAGCUAUCCAAAUUGUUACAUGUUAGGUUUUUAUAUUUAAUUUUGUGAUGGAAGCAUGGUUUGGGAGAUGAAAAUUGUUUUGUAAUGAAAAGAAAUCUUCCAAAGUGCAUUUAUGUGUGAGUUUUGUUUGAAAACUUGCAACGCUUGCUUCUAUAAGCUGCCUACAGUUAAAUUGUAGGCAUUUUGAUAUAUUUUGAUGCUCAAUAUGAAGUCAUCCGCAGAUUUGUUUAAAAAUUAGUUGCCAAAAUGUUGGACUAGGUAGAAAUAACAUAAACAAUAAUGUUUAAACUAAGAUGGAACUCAAUGAGAUCCUUGUUUCUCAAGCAAAAGAACAAGGAAUGAAUAUUUAUAAACAAGAAAUGUUUUAUAUGAAUGAAGUAAUUGUUUGCGUGAAGUGUUCAGAGAUUGGGCCGAAGUAAAUGGUAAUACAUUUUGUAUGUGACGUAACACACAGAUGACAGUGAUGUAUACGGACCAUUUAUCAUGUGGCCGAGCUAAGUACCUAAUAGAAAAACAUGAACGUAUAAUGAAAUCAGCUGAUAAUAUUAUAUGACUUCCUUUCUUAAAACUAUAAGCGAAGACGCAGUAGAAUAUAAAUUGCAACAUGUAUUUUAAAUAUCAAGAAUCCAUUUUGAACAGUUUUUUGUCGAAAUUGACAAAAUAAUAACAAAACUAGAUGAUUAAUCUUAUCAUUUCAAUGAAUUAGGAGCUGGUAUCUAAAAUAUGCGGUUGAUUUGUGUUUUACGUUUAAAAUUAUACAAUUUAACAUCUUGUCUCGUACACGGAUCGUCCGAACAAUGACUUAAACGUUUUAGGCUUCCAUGAGAAGGAAUAUUUUCUAUUGAAAUAUUAUUCUGUCCCAAUUCUAGUAUAAAUAUAUCAACGAUGGCUUCCGAUCAACACAACCUCCAUUUUGUAUAAUAUUUUAUAUCGUGUGCCUCGUUAAUGAGGCUUCCUGCGACGCAAUUCUUGGAAUCGCUUCAAUUUAGUCUCCCAUUGUAUAAAGAUCUCGUUUAUACGUAAUUUUUUGAUAUUAUUAUUAGUGUUUAAUUGUUUAAGUGAGAUGUUCGUAUGAGGUCGAAUUAAAGACAUGUGAAUACGUUGUAUACUUCAUCGAUACGUUGUUUUUGUACAAACGAAUGUAAUAUAGGAGAAAAAUGUAUUAAAAGUCAUCGUUUAAGUUACAAAUUA
Spodoptera frugiperda (fall armyworm) is the source of this 3291-nucleotide messenger RNA. RefSeq names its product F-box/LRR-repeat protein 14 (gene Ppa). NCBI's taxonomy places the organism in Eukaryota, Metazoa, Arthropoda, Insecta, Lepidoptera, Noctuidae. Gene Ontology annotation, cellular component: SCF ubiquitin ligase complex. Gene Ontology annotation, biological process: SCF-dependent proteasomal ubiquitin-dependent protein catabolic process. The coding region runs from base 241 to 1578 and encodes 445 amino acids. Gene Ontology annotation, molecular function: protein binding. The record is from RefSeq and is a predicted model, not a curated record. The transcript has a single exon.